Messenger RNA from Argiope bruennichi, 2154 nucleotides. Its product is annotated as oxysterol-binding protein-related protein 2-like. The coding region runs from base 341 to 1759 and encodes 472 amino acids. Gene Ontology annotation, cellular component: cytosol; intracellular membrane-bounded organelle; membrane. Lineage: Eukaryota; Metazoa; Arthropoda; Arachnida; Araneae; Araneidae. The transcript is spliced from 13 exons. Gene Ontology annotation, molecular function: sterol binding. The record is from RefSeq and is a predicted model, not a curated record.
GCAAAACAACAGCGAGAACACACUAUUUGUAUUGCUGUUCGUAAUUCCAUUAAGAACAAAGUUGGUGCCAGACGAUAAUUUCAACCAAUCGUAAUAAAUAUUUUAUUGUUCGUUUGAGAGAUUCGGUAACAGUAUUUUGUGUUGUUUUGAUAGCGUUCGUAUUCUAUUUUGAGAAAUGUAUGGAUGAAAGUGAGAAAUGACUUGUUUCGAAAUAAAAAAAGUAUUAUAACUUUGUCAACUGUAAGCGGCCGUCCGGAAGAUUCCAUUGCUAGAAGUAUUGAUCGUUAAUCGAACUACUGUUGCAUCGAACUUGCUCUCCAAGGACCACCACUUCAAGAAUAUGGCCGGACAGUCAGAAAAUCAUUCAUCCAAAUACAGGAACCAACUUCCCAGUCCGUCCUCCAACAAAAAAGAAGCCAAUCUUUUCGGCAUUUUGAAAAACAGUAUUGGAAAGGAACUCUCCAGUAUUACUAUGCCUGUCGAAUUCAAUGAGCCCCUCAGUUUCCUGCAACGAAUAUCGGAAUACAUGGAGUAUUCCUUCCUGUUGAAGAUAGCAUCCCAGUGUGACGAUCCCCUGCAAAGAUUACAGUAUCUGUCUGCAUUUGCCGUUUCCGCUUUGGCCUCCAAUUGGGAACGACUUUGCAAACCUUUUAACCCUUUGCUGGGUGAAACAUUCGAGCUCUGCAGAGAAGAUCUGGGCUUCCGUUUAGUGUGCGAACAAGUGAGUCAUCACCCUCCUGUGAGUGCUUUCCAUGCUGAAUCCGAAGACUUCCAGUUCUACGGCAACAUCCAUCCCAGACUCAAAUUCUGGGGCAAGUCCCUUGAGAUCAAACCAGAAGGAACUCUUACGGUGCAUCUUCUCAAGCACAAAGAAGUGUAUUCAUGGACCAAUGUCCACUGCUGCGUCCACAAUAUUAUCAUAGGAAAGUUGUGGUUUGAACAGUAUGGGAUGAUGGAAAUCCAGUGUCACACUACUGGAAUGACGGCUCAGUUGAAUUUCAAACCAGCAGGCUGGUUUGGUCGGGAUCUCCAUAAUAUAGAAGGCUUUAUCACCGACAAGCAAAAGAAGAAAUUGUGUUUUAUCUACGGAAAAUGGACAGAUUAUCUGAAAGUUUGUUCUAUGGAGGAUUAUGAUGAAUAUAUGAGAACUCAUGCUGAUUCUUUGAACAAACAUAAACACAACACCUCCAUGUCUGAUGGAUCCAAUCCAGAUGACUCCAAUCACGAUACUCCUACAAAAAAGUUCUCCAAUAAACUGAACGUUUUGACCAGAUCUUUCACUGGAGGAGGCAGAUCCACCUCUCCCGAGCCGCCGGUUUCGCCACAUGAUCCACCUGUCGACGACAAUGGCGAUAUCCCCAAAAGUGACAACAGUACGUCCCUUGACAUCCCCAACUCAACCACCCUGUGGCAAGUCCAACAGAGGCCUGAUGACUCUCUGAAAUACUACAAUUUCACAAGUUUUGCAAUGGCUCUGAAUGAAUUGCAAGACUGGAUGAAGACGCUCCCGAAAACAGACAGCAGAUUGAGACCGGACAUCCGAAUGCUGGAACAAGGAGACACAGAAGGUGCAGCUACAGAGAAAAAUCGCUUGGAGGAAAAGCAGAGAGAUGCCAGAAAACAGAGGAAAAAGAAAAAGGAGACCUGGAAACCGAUGUGGUUUUACCAAAGCAAAGUACCACACAUCAAAAAUGAAAUAUGGCUCUUCAACCACAAGUAUUGGACACGAGACUUCAGCGAAAGUCCGGAUAUCUUUUAAAGUUCCGGUGUCAAAGAGACCGGAUGCAAUGGGAUGCGUUAUGGAUGGAACAGAGAUUACAGAACCACCCGUUUAUUUAUUUUGGUUAGACUAGGUCAGAUAAUCAGCUUUUAGAAAUACGCUCUAUCCUGAUGCUAGUCCGUUCAAUGGAAAGGCCGGCGUGUCAACUACGUAGUUCUACAUAGAAGAAAAAGCAUGAAUUAUGUGGUUGAUGCAGUUGAAAAAAAUAUUAUUAUCUGAACACGAUAACUGUAUUUAAAAGGGGUAAAAGCUCCAGUAUUAAGUUUCCUUCUUAUCGAAAUUUUAUACUUUUUCGUAUAUAAACGAGAUUGUAUAAAACAAUCAAACAAAUAAUAGAGAAUAAUUUCAAAAAUUUUGUAAAAAGUUUUUUUUAU